AUGGCGCGAGAAGUUUCUAGUUCAUUUCAGCAACAAAGGCGAUCCAUCUGCGACACAGCUGAUGUGAUGAACAUCUGGCGUCAUGACGAUGAAAGUCUGGAAGACUUCAUCACCCGAUAUAACAAAGAGGUACUCGAGAUCGGGGACGUCCAUGAGCAGCUGAUUCGCGCCCAAUCCAAAUAUACAGUCAGGUGCAAUGAUAUGAUUAAAGUCCUAUCCGGGACAGAAGGACUCCCGAAGAGCUGGGAAAAAGUGAUGGCAGCGGCUAAGGUCUACGCCCAAACAGAAAAAAAUCUCACCACGCACAAUCGACCCUUAGAUUUAGGCUCAAGUGGAGGAAGGAAAUUUAAGAAAGGAUGGCGCGAUUCUAACUCAGGGAAUUAUUCAUCCGAGGAUGCUCGAGCCACAAUCAAUAAACUUGCCGCGCAGAGAGAAACCAAACAGGAGAACAGGGAGAAACAAUGGACUCCCUUAACCAAAACUCCCGCAGAAGUUUUAAGCAUAGAGGAUUAUCAGUUUAAGCCUCCACCACCCAUGAAGAACAAACAUGGUCAAGACCCAACUCAGUAUUGUGAUUACCACAAGGACAGUGGUCAUACCACCAAUAAUUGCAUCUCCUUGCGAACCGAGAUAGAAAAAGCACUUAAAAGUGGUGAGCUCACUCACCUACUACAAAACAUGCGCAAGGAAAUCAAACAAAUCACCCGGGGCGAAGAAGGCCCGAGCAAGAAAGCGAAAAAUUAA
Messenger RNA from Helianthus annuus (common sunflower), 744 nucleotides. RefSeq lists its product as uncharacterized. The transcript has a single exon. NCBI's taxonomy places the organism in Eukaryota, Viridiplantae, Streptophyta, Magnoliopsida, Asterales, Asteraceae. The coding region runs from base 1 to 744 and encodes 247 amino acids. The record is from RefSeq and is a predicted model, not a curated record.